GCAGUUAGAUACCUACCAGUUGGUCUCUAUACACCGAGACAGUUGUCGCUCGCCAACUCUUGCGGAGCGCAUUCGCUUUGAAGAGUUCGCUGUCACAGUUCAACCUUGUCAUCUGGAUCCAUCGCUGAAAAUUUCACAGAAAACUUUCACCAAUUGACUUGGACCAUCUUCAGGAUGACAAAUUUGAAACAGGCCCUGGGCGCAAGCGAGCUUACCGACAAGAAGGCGGGCCUUUAUCGUGCUCUAGUCGCAGAAUUUCUUGGUACACUGUUGCUGAAUUUCUUCGGUUGCGGAUCUGUCAUCACUGGGAACGUCGUGGCCAUAAGUUUGGCGUUUGGUUUGGCCGUGGCUACAGCGAUUCAAGGAGUAGGACACGUUUCCGGUGGCCACGUUAAUCCCGCUGUCACGUUCGGUUUAAUGGUUAUUGGCAAGGUGCCAGUUAUUAGAGGCUUAUUGUACGUAAUACUUCAAUGCAUAGGCGCAAUAGCGGGAUCUGGUAUAUUAAGAGCAUUAUCUCCUGAAAGGAUGGAACAUGCUCUGGGCGUAGUAUCUCUCUCACCAGGUGUCACCCCCGUCCAAGGUUUCGGUAUAGAAUUUUUCCUUGCCUUCGUGCUAGUUCUGGUCGUGUGCGGUGCAUGCGACGCAGCAAAGCCAGACAGCAAGGGAAUAGCCCCUCUUAUAAUUGGACUUUCGGUCUCUGUUGGCCAUAUCAUCGGCGUGCCAAGAACUGGUGCAGGUAUGAAUCCAGCCCGAUCAUUUGGUAGCGCUGUUGUAAUGGGUUCAUUCGCCGAUCAUUGGUUAUACUGGAUCGGACCAAUCCUUGGCGGGAUGGCAGCUGGAUUGAUCUACGCGUUUGUGAUUGGUCCUGCGAAAGAACCUGAAAAUUCCAAUACAGCGUAUACCGUGGCCGCAACAGAUGAGAAGGAGGUAUAGUAAAUCUACAGAGUCUUACCAGUAAGAAGAAAGACAAUCCUGCUUGAUGUUCUAACUACUGCUAACCAUCGCAUUUCCAACUGUUUCGAUCAUUAUCUAUGUAAUGAUUUAUAUGCCUAAAAUAAGUGAGUUUUAUGUUAUUAUUUAAUCAUCGCGUCAUUAUUAAGCAAAACUAUUUAAAUAUUUUCCAACGAAGAAAGUAAUAUUGACAUAAUUGAAAAGUGUGUUUCAAGUUUGUGCAAUUUGUCUCGAAAUAAUAUAUAUAUCUGAUGACAUUACAUCAUUGAAUGGACAGAUAUAUAUAUAUAUAUAUAUAUAUAUAUAUGUUCGUUUAUAUAUAUAAUAUAUAUACUUUACCUGUAAUUUCAAGUCGUUCCUUUAUAUCAGAUUUGAUUAAGAAUGAUUAUUGCAAGCCAAAGAUCGAUUCUGCCGAACAAAAAUUUUAUAUAGUGUCGACAUCUUCCGUCAUUUCCAAGAUGUAACCUAUUUAUCGUUACAAACUACUCGCAAAAUAUUCGUAAACUAUCGAUAAACGAUUAAAUGAAAACUCUUGUCAUUUCAAAUGAUACAAUUAAACGUAAUUUUUUAUAUUGUAUUAAAAUAUUUACCAAGUUUCGAUAUAAAAAAUCGUAUAAAAUCGUAACAAAUGCCAAUAUCAAUUAAUCUAAUAAUAAUUUAUGAUGUUUUAUAUUUAUCGAUAUUAUUAUAUUUUAAAUUAUAAUUAUACAAUUAUUGUAUAAUUAGAAUAUAACAUGCAAUAUUUAAUUUAUAAAUUCUAAUGAUAAUGUAUUUUCAGUAUUUAAUCAAUAUUUAUACAUUCUUAUUAUUAAUAACCAUUCAAAUGUCAUUCGCUCCUACAUUUUAUAUCUAAAAACUCAAAAUUUAUAUUAUUUUUUUUUUAUAGAUUAUAUAUUAAAAUAUAAUUGAACAUGUAUAAUCGUGUAAUAAAAUGUAAUAAUAAAAUGUACACUUAAGUUUAUAUAUUUGCUAUAAUCAAUUGUAACGAAUAAAACAUAAAUGUUUUGUAC
Molecule: messenger RNA, 1961 nt
Organism: Apis florea (little honeybee)
Lineage: Eukaryota; Metazoa; Arthropoda; Insecta; Hymenoptera; Apidae
Product: aquaporin AQPAn.G
Biological process (GO): transmembrane transport
Cellular component (GO): plasma membrane
Molecular function (GO): channel activity
Source: RefSeq, a predicted model, not a curated record